Messenger RNA from Trifolium pratense (red clover), 3432 nucleotides. RefSeq names its product linoleate 13S-lipoxygenase 2-1, chloroplastic-like. Gene Ontology annotation, molecular function: metal ion binding; oxidoreductase activity, acting on single donors with incorporation of molecular oxygen, incorporation of two atoms of oxygen; protein binding. Gene Ontology annotation, biological process: lipid oxidation. The coding region runs from base 496 to 3213 and encodes 905 amino acids. The transcript is spliced from 8 exons. The record is from RefSeq and is a predicted model, not a curated record. Lineage: Eukaryota; Viridiplantae; Streptophyta; Magnoliopsida; Fabales; Fabaceae.
UUUUUUUUUUUUCUUCUUAUGCUCUUGUUUUACAGUAUUGUGAGUUGUAGGUCAAAUAUUUAUUUUAAAGAAUGUGGGUAUACUGAUGUCAUGAGGUAAUUGAGAGUGAAGUAGAUAUGAUGCUAGUGUUUAUUAUCUGGUUAUCGGUUUUGACAACGAUCGUGAUUUUUCUCCGAUUUUAGAGUUUUCUAAUUUAUAUUUUUAUAUUGUUGAUUACCCUCCAGCUUAUUUUUUUUUUUUCAGCUUUGUUAUUUCCUAACAAUAAAAAUGUCAAGGACCAAUUAUUAUUUAUCAAGGAUUAAAUUGUCCUGAGAAAAAAUUGUGAGGAAAUUCAACAUUCAAUAUAUUUGUAAGUAGUAUAAAUAAAUAUACUACUAGCUUCAUUCUCACUUCAUUCCUCAAUUUAAAUUACAAUCAAAACCAUUGUCUCCCUCUACUCUUUUCAAAACACAUGAAAAAUUAAAGUGGAGACUACAAUACAUAGAAGUAGAAAAAAUGCUUAUGCAACAAAUUAAUUUAAAACCAAAUUGUCUCAUCUUGCAAAAGCCAUGUCUCAAUGGCAUUGGCAAUAACCAACCAUGUUUUAAGGUUGGGUCAUCAAGGCUUUUAUUCACAAAUCCAAAGAAACAAGGGAGGUUUAGUAGUAAAAAUGGAUGCAGCAAAAUAAAAGCUGUGUCUGUGAGUGAAGAAGAAGCAAAUAUUAUAGAAAGGGAAUCAGUAAAAGUACAAGCCACAGUAACUGUUACACCAACAGUUGCAGGGUUUUUCUCAGAAAUGGCUAUAGAAAGAGGACUUGAUGACAUAACUGAUUUGUUUGGUAAAUCCAUUCUCUUGGAGCUUUGUAGCUCUCAGCUAGAUCCUGAUACAUCAUUGCAGAAGAAAAAAAUCAAAGGUUAUGUUCACUUGACAACUCGAUCAGCAAAAGAGAUCAAGUAUGAAGCUGAAUUUGAUGUACCAAAUAGUUUUGGAGAUAUUGGUGCUGUUCUUGUGGAAAAUGAGCAUAGAAGGGAAAUGUUUAUAAAGCAAAUUGUUCUUGAUGGAUUUCUCACUGGUCCUGUUAAUUUUUCUUGUGAUUCUUGGGUUCAUUCCAAGUUUGACAACCCUAACAAAAGGGUCAUUUUCUCCAACAAGUCAUAUUUGCCAUCUGAAACACCAGAAGGAUUGAAAAGGUUUAGAGAGGAUGAACUGAUAAAUUUACGAGGCAAAGGACAAGGUGAACGCAAGACCUUUGAUCGAAUAUACGAUUACGAUGUGUACAAUGACCUUGGAGAUAUAGACAAAAAUCCCGACCACAAGAGACCUGUUCUCGGUGGCAAACUACAUCCAUAUCCUAGGCGUUGUAGAACCGGAAGACCUCGUAGCAAGACAGAUCCGUUGUACGAGAAAACAAGUAGCAGUGUCUACGUUCCUAGGGACGAAUCAUUCUCGCAAGUAAAACAACUCACAUUUUCAGUAAACACCUUACAAUCGGCUUUCCACGCGCUUCUACCAGCUUUGAGAACAGCUGCAAUUGACACAAAUCUUGGAUUUCCUGUUUUCUCAUCCAUAGAUGACCUUUUCAAUGAAGGAUUUGACUUGCCUCCUCACAAUGAGAAAGGUCUUAGGGCUGUGUUGCCAAGGUUGAUCAAAUUUGUCCAGGAUGCUGGCAACGACAUUCUUCGUUUCGAGACUCCUGCCACCAUGGACAAGGACAGAUUCUUUUGGUUUAUGGAUGAAGAAUUUGGAAGACAGACUAUAGCAGGUCUUAAUCCUUGUUGCAUCCAAUUGGUCACGGAAUGGCCAUUGAAAAGCAAACUUGACCCUAAAAUUUAUGGUCCUGCGGAAUCAGCAAUAACCACUGAACUAGUUGAGCAACAAAUCAGAGGAUUCACUACUGUUCAAGAGGCAAUAAAACAGAAGAAGUUGUUCGUCUUGGACUACUAUGAUUUUUUCUUGCCAUUAGUAGAGGAAGUUAGAAAACUUGAAGGCACAACAUUGUAUGGAUCAAGGACAUUAUUCUUCCUGCACGACGGCACAUUGAGACCGCUAGCGAUUGAGCUAGCCCGGCCGCCGAUUGGUGAUAAGCCACUAUGGAGGGAAGUUUACAGACCUUGUUGGCAUUCAACUGGCGUUUGGCUUUGGAGACUUGCUAAAGCUCAUGUCCUUGCUCAUGACUCUGGCUACCACCAACUUGUUAGUCACUGGCUGAGAACUCAUUGUGCUACAGAACCAUACAUCAUAGCAACAAACAGGCAACUAAGUGCAAUGCAUCCAAUCUACAAACUAUUACUUCCACAUUUUAGAUACACAAUGGAAAUCAAUGCACUUGCACGUGAAGCACUAGUAAAUGCAGAUGGAAUAAUUGAAAGUAGCUUCACUCCCAAGAAACAUUCUCUCUUAGUAAGUUCAAUAGCCUAUGACAAACAUUGGCAAUUUGACUUACAAGCCCUUCCAAAUGACCUCAUUCAUAGAGGAUUGGCAGUAAAAGACCCAAAUGCCCCUCAUGGCUUAAAACUAACCAUAGAAGAUUACCCUUAUGCAAAUGAUGGUCUUGUUCUUUGGGAUGCUUUAAAAUCUUGGAUCACUGAUUAUGUAAACAUUUACUAUAAAGAAUCAAGAAAUGUUGAGUCAGAUAAAGAAAUACAAGCUUGGUGGGAUGAGAUUAGAAAUGUUGGUCAUGGCGACAAGAAAGACGCACCAUGGUGGCCUAAUUUGAAAACAAAUGAAGAUCUUAUUGAAAUAUUGACGACCAUUGUUUGGAUAACAUCAGGGCAUCAUGCCGCGGUGAAUUUUGGUCAGUACACUUAUGCCGGAUAUUUUCCCAAUAGACCGGCCAUUGCGAGAAACAAAAUGCCUACAGAAGACCCUACAGACAACGAGUGGGAACUUUUCUUCGAGAAACCAGAAGUGACUUUGUUGAAGACUUUUCCUUCGCAAAUUCAAGCUAUGACGGUGAUGACCGUGUUAGAUAUUUUGUCUAGUCAUUCGCCCGACGAGGAAUAUCUUGGACAAACGAUUGAGCCGGCUUGGGAAGAGGAACCGUUGGUUAAAGCUUCUUUUGAGAAGUUUAAAGGGAAGUUGAUGGAGCUUGAAGGUAUAAUUGAUGAGAGGAAUGCUGAUGCCAAGUUGAGGAAUAGGAAUGGUGCUGGGAUUUUGCCUUAUGAGCUUUUGAAGCCAACUUCUGAUGAGCCUGGUGUGACAGGAAAAGGUGUUCCAUAUAGUAUCUCUAUUUGAUUUGAACACAUGAUUUGGAUCAAUUUGUGUUGUGUUGAUCAAUGAAUGUUCUAUUUUAAGCUCAUGAUUGUAAUGUAAUUGAUUAUAACUUUAAAUAAAGUUAUGUUAAACCAAAUAUUAGAUAUGUAUGGUAUGGCAAAAACCAUAUCCAAUUCACUUUGAAGUUUGCUUUAGGCCUCGUUUAAUGUUAGACCGGCCCUGAUUGUUUGCUACAACAAA